UAUUGAUAUUGUUACAUAUCCAUUUUCUCUUGAUCAUUUUUGUGCAAGAUGAAGAAUGCCAUGCGACUUUUAUCAAAUAUUUUGCUCCUUCUGUUGCUUCUCUUAGCCUCUGAAAUGGGGGCGAAGGUAACGGAGGGGAGGACAUGCUAUUCUCAGAGUCAUCAGUUCAAAGGAGUGUGCUAUAGGACGAGGAACUGCGCCUCCGUGUGCCUGACAGAACAUUUUGAAGGAGGUGUUUGCAAAGGAAUGCCAGGCUUCCGUAAAUGCGUCUGCGUUAAGCCUUGUUAAUCUUAUGCACUAAUGUUAUAAUCGUAAUUAAGAUACAGAAAAUAGAUAAUAACAAGCUUGAACCAUAUAGUUACUCUUCUCUGUAAUAAUUCCCUCACACAGGAAAAAAAAUUACUAUAAAUUAUUUACCGACAACUAUGGUCCAUUUGUCAAAUAUAGCAUGAUAUUAAAAUUGUGCUAGUUUGAUCCAUCAUUUAUUCGAU
Messenger RNA from Mercurialis annua (annual mercury), 491 nucleotides. RefSeq names its product defensin-like protein. Bases 49 to 288 code for a protein of 79 amino acids. The record is from RefSeq and is a predicted model, not a curated record. Gene Ontology annotation, biological process: defense response. NCBI's taxonomy places the organism in Eukaryota, Viridiplantae, Streptophyta, Magnoliopsida, Malpighiales, Euphorbiaceae. The transcript has 2 exons.